This is a messenger RNA of Pogona vitticeps (central bearded dragon), 1556 nucleotides long. It is a transcript of the gene EPCAM, whose product is annotated as epithelial cell adhesion molecule. Gene Ontology annotation, molecular function: cadherin binding involved in cell-cell adhesion. Gene Ontology annotation, cellular component: membrane; bicellular tight junction. The record is from RefSeq and is a predicted model, not a curated record. Lineage: Eukaryota; Metazoa; Chordata; Lepidosauria; Squamata; Agamidae.
GGGGGGGGCCCCGGUGUAAUCCGAGAAGGAGGGCGCGGCCACCUGCGAGAGGGGGGUUUACCUGCGGAACCGGUUGAGCCGCUGUGCAGAAGAGGAGGAGGAAAGGGCGCCGCGGAGACGUGAGGGAGAGAGAUACCUCGACGGAGCGCCUCUUCGUUUUCGCUAACCCACCUGCCUUUGCUUACCUGCUGCUUCCACUCUCCCGCCAUGGAGCUACCCCGUGGAGCUGCCUUGCUACUGACGGCGCUGGUGGUGCUCGCCGCUCUAGUGUACUCCCAAGAUACUUGUACUUGUGACAAGAAUAGAUGGAUAAUGGAUUGUGUUCCAUAUGGCAACACUUGUCAAUGCAAAUCUUACGGAUCAGAUGCCACAGUGAACUGUUCAACAUUGACAUCGAAAUGCGUGCUGAUGAAAGCUGAGAUGACUAGAAGGAGUGGUAGAAGCUGGAAAAAACCAGAAACUGCAUAUGUAGAUAACGAUGGCAUUUAUAACCCAGAAUGUGAUAGGGAUGGUAAUUUCAAAGCUAAACAGUGCAAUGGGACAAGCACUUGCUGGUGUGUGAACAGUGCUGGAGUACGAAGAACUGAAAAGGGUGAUGAAAACCUUAUGUGCAGUGAAGUAGUAAGAACAAGCUGGAUUAUUCUGCAAAUGAAACAUGCUGAAAGAGAUGCUCCUUUUAAUAAAGUCAACUUGGAAAGGGCAAUCAAAAAUGCAUUCUUCAAGCGUUACAGUUUGAAUGAGAACCACAUAUUUGUUACGUACGAAAACCCAGCCAUUAUUAUUGAUCUGAAACAAAAUGCUACAGAGAAGUCUGAUACAGAUGUGGAUAUAGCUGAUGUAGCGUACUACUUUGAAAAAGAUGUCAAAGAGGACCCCCUGAUUGUAAAAGACAAGCUUGACAUUAAUAUUGGAAGUGAACCUCUUCAGCUUAGAGAUCCUAUAAUCUACUAUGUUGAUGAGAAAGCACCAGAGUUCUCAAUGAAACAUUUGACUGCUGGAGUUAUUGCUGUCAUUGUGGUUGUAGUCCUGGCAAUAGUUGCUGGUAUUCUUGUACUGAUCUUUACCAGAAGAAAGAGGGGCAAAUACGAAAAAGCUGAGAUAAAGGAACUCAAUGAAAUACCUAGAGAACGGAAUGCAUAACUGCUGUAAGAAGGGAACCAUGAACAUGGUUAAACCACAAAUCCUGAUGGAAGAAGAACCAUAUAGAUUCUUCAUUUUUAUACAUCCCUAUACUUUAGUAAGAGGAUUGCUUUAAAUAUUGAGUUGAGACUGGCAUGUAUUGCAUUUGGAUGACUGUGAAGUGUUUUUUUUUUAAUUUUAUUUUAAGGAACUAGUUUGGGCUGAUCAGUGUCAUUCCUCUGUCACAGUUAGUGUUUUAACAUUAGGGAUGCCUUACUGUUGGAUAUGUGCUUAGAGACUGUAAUAUAGACGUUUCGAAUGUGUCCACAAAGUUGCUACAUGUUUUCACAAGGAAUGUGGCCUGUAUUUUUUAAUGUUUGUAAAUAUUUUUCUUCAAAUUUGCUGCAAUUUUUUUUACGAGUAAUGAAUUUAAUAAA